Messenger RNA from Vicia faba (fava bean), 993 nucleotides. The record is from the annotation of a GenBank genome assembly. Lineage: Eukaryota; Viridiplantae; Streptophyta; Magnoliopsida; Fabales; Fabaceae.
AUGGCCCACCCAGUAGCAGAGGCAAACGAACAUAGCCCCUUCGGUACCCUCACUCCGGACGAGUUCUACACUCGCCACUCAGUAACUCACUCCUCCGAGUUUGUCACUAACCCUAGAGGCCUCAAACUCUUCACUCAGUGGUGGAUCCCUCUCCCACCAACUAAACUCAUCGGAACCCUCGCCGUCGUCCACGGAUUCACCGGCGAGUCCAACUGGCUAAUCCAACUGACCGCUGUUUACUUCGCUAAAGCCGGUUUCGCCACUUGCGCUAUCGACCACCAAGGCCACGGUUUCUCCGACGGUUUAAUCGCUCAUAUCCCUGACAUCAAUCCCGUCGUCGAUGACUGCAUCACCUUCUUCGAAUCCUUCCGCUCUCGCUUCGAUCCGCAGCUUCCUUCCUUUCUUUACUCGGAAUCUCUCGGUGGAGCUAUCGCUCUUUUCAUCACUCUCCGGCGGACCGGCUUGCCCUGGAACGGUCUAAUCCUCAACGGCGCCAUGUGUGGGAUCAGCGACAAGUUCAAACCGCCGUGGCCGCUCGAACACUUUCUCUCAAUCGCAGCAACACUCAUCCCGACGUGGCGCGUGGUUCCCACGCGCGGCUCAAUUCCGGAUGUCUCCUUCAAGGUGGAGUGGAAGAGGAAGCUUGCGAUUGCGAGUCCUAAGAGGACAGUGGCGCGUCCACGCGCCUCGACGGCGUAUGAAUUGUUGAGGAUCUGUCGUGAGCUGCAGGGAAGGUAUGAGGAAGUGGAUGUGCCGUUUCUGGUUGUGCACGGGAGAGACGACGUCGUGUGCGAUGCAGCUUGUGUGGAGGAAUUGUACGCACGCGCUGCGAGUGAUGAUAAGACGCUGAAGAUAUACGAUGGAAUGUGGCAUCAGUUGGUGGGAGAGCCUGAAGAGAGUGUGGAGUUGGUGUUUGGUGAUAUGUUGGAAUGGCUUCGCAAACGCGCUGCGCUGAUUUCUUUACACUCGGAGGUUAGGGCCAUGAGUAUAUGA